Messenger RNA from Salvelinus sp. IW2-2015, 1184 nucleotides. The record is from RefSeq and is a predicted model, not a curated record. NCBI's taxonomy places the organism in Eukaryota, Metazoa, Chordata, Actinopteri, Salmoniformes, Salmonidae.
CCAUUCCUACCUUACGUUUGCUUCCCCUCCGGACUCAUGAAAAAGCGAGGGAAAGGAAAUUAAGAUGGCGCGUUCAGCGAAGACAGCGUUGGUUCUGUGUCUGGAUGUGGGUUUCUCCAUGUCCAACCUUGCCCCGGGACAGGAACCGCCCUUCCAACAGGCCAAGAAAGUCAUCCAGAAGUUUGUUCAGCGCCAGGUGUUCGCUGAGAACAAAGAUGAGCUGGGUCUGGUGCUGUUUGGGUCAGACAACACUAAGAACAACCUUGCUAAAGACGGCCAGUACCAGAACAUCUCAGUACACCGCCAACUCAUGAUCCCAAACUUUGAGCUGCUGGAAGAGAUCCAGAAUGAUGUGCACCCUGGGAGUCAACAGGCUGACUGGCUGGACGCUCUUGUUGUAUGCAUGGACCUGCUUCAGAACGAAACUCUGGGGAAGAAAUAUGAGCGUCUGAACAUAGUCCUGCUCACAGACCUGAACACCCGAGCAGUCCUGACCAGCUGAACAUUAUCAUAGGCAAACCUGAAGAGAGCCGGCAUCACUCUGCAGUUCUUCCUACCCUUCCCUGUAGAUGGGGGUCCCAACCCCCCCCACGGGGGUUCAACCCCCCCCACGGAGGUAAAGGUCUGUCCAGAAGAGCAGCAGCAAGGCCUGGAGAUGACCAAGCGGGUCAUGAUUCUCUGGAUGAAGAGGACGUCUGGAGAAGUCUACACCUUCAGUGAUGCUAUAGAGAAGUUGUCUGUGUUUAAACGUGUUGAGAAGAGACCCAUGGCCUGGCCCUGUACUCUGACCAUCGGCAGCUCUCUGGCCAUCAAGAUUGUUGGCUACAAAGCAGUAUGUGAGGAGAGACCCAGGAAGUCGUGGUCGGUGGUAGAUGCUAAGACACACCAGAAAGACGACAUAAAAAGAGAUGUAGUUUACUGUCUCAACGAUGAUGAAGAGACCGAGGUAUCGAAGGACGACACCAUACAAGGGUAUCGUUAUGGCAGUGACAUCGUCCCCUUCUCUAAAGUUGACCAGGACCAGAUGAAGUACAAGACAGAUGGGAAGAGUUUUGCUGUGCUGGGCUUCACCAAACAGAGCAUGAUCAACAGACACCAGUUCGUGGGGACUCAGGUCCUCAAGGUGUUCGCCCCUAAAGAUGAUGAGGUGAGAGUAGUGACCGGAUUUUAUUGAAUCAACAGAG